Molecule: messenger RNA, 1989 nt
Organism: Brenthis ino (lesser marbled fritillary)
Lineage: Eukaryota; Metazoa; Arthropoda; Insecta; Lepidoptera; Nymphalidae
Source: the annotation of a GenBank genome assembly
AUGCUUGGUGAAAAAAUAGAAGAAUAUGAAAUACUUGAACAUCUUGGCAAGGGUGGCUUUGCUCAUGUCUAUAGAGCACGAUGCAAUAAAAGUGGACACUAUGUUGCUAUCAAAAUGAUAGACAAAGCUUUAAUGGCAAGUGCUGGUAUGAUAGAAAGAGUACGACAAGAGGUCACAAUACACUCUAGGUUAAAACAUCCUGCUAUCUUAGAACUGUACACAUUUUUUGAAGAUGCACAUUAUGUUUAUUUAGUUUUAGAAUUAGCACAUAAUGGUGAAUUAGCUAAACAUUUUAAAUUAGGUACCCGUGGUCUUAGUGAAAAGGCUGCAGCUGAUAUAUUUAGACAAGUUGUGAGUGGUGUUUUAUACCUACAUACUCAUAAUAUUAUUCAUAGAGAUCUUUCUCUUAACAAUUUAUUGCUUACAAAAGAUCUUAAUGUUAAAAUAGCUGACUUUGGCUUAGCAACUCAGUUAAAUGGACCUGAUGAAAAACAUGUAACUAUGUGUGGGACACCUAACUAUAUAUCUCCUGAAGUAGCUUCCAGAGAAAUGCAUGGCUUGCCUGCAGAUGUCUGGGGCUUAGGAUGUAUGCUAUAUACAUUGUUAGUAGGCAGCCCUCCAUUUCAUACACAACAUAUAAAAACAACCUUAAAUAAAGUAAUUAAUGCUGAUUACAAAAUACCAUCUGAACUCUCCAUUCAUGCACAAGAUUUAUUGCAGAAACUGUUAUGCAAGGAUCCAUCAAGAAGGAUAACAUUAAAGGGUAUUAUGGAGCACCGUUUCCUAAAUAACUUUUGCAACAUACUUCCAAAACAAGACUUAUCCAGAGAUUCUGGAUUUCUUACCACACUUCAUAGUACACAACACAGUCAAAAGACUAGAAGUUCUGAAAAAAAUACUAAUGAGGGCUUGGAUUUAUUUAGUGAACAAAAUAAUUUUAAUAAGGGUAGUGUUUCAAAUAAAUUUACGGAACAAAAUUCUUAUAACUUUUUUGAUGCCAGACAGCAAAAUUAUUUCUCCUCUACAAGCAGUGAACCUUUAAAACUCAUAACAGAUAAUCAUAAAAAAGCUCCAGAAUAUAAUAUGGUAGUUCCAAAACUUGAAAGUCCAUGUCAUAGUGCUAACCUUUUAGAAAAGUUAAAAAAGGUUGAUAUAAAACAUGACAAAGUAGAAUCAAUGAAUAGCAACAAUAAAGAAAACUUGACAAAGCCAUGUAUGUUGAAUUCUAAUACACUUACUGUUCCACCUCUUUGUGCUGAUAGAUUACCUACAAUUUCUCACAGAACACGUAAUGCUAUAUUAAAAAUUGAAUCAUCUGGUGUCAUCGUAGAGUUCAUCAAGAAAAAAGGUAAAGAUAGAGAAGCAAAAGUUGUAGAGAUUUGCAAAAUAUCUAAAGAUGGAAUGAAAAUUAAUAUAUAUUCAGUAGACAAAGAAAGGGAAAAGAACCCUAAUACAGCACACCAUAUUAACCCUGACGAAAUAUUUUCUUAUCAUAAUCUACCACAAAAACACUGGAAAAAGUACCUAUAUGCUGCUCGAUUUGUGGAUUUAGUAAAAGCUAAAACACCAAAAAUCACUCUUUACACUUCCCUAGCAAAAUGUCAACUUAUGGAAAAUAGUACUGACAUUGAAAUGUUCUUCUAUAAUGGUGAAAAAAUAAUAUUUAUGCCAACAGAUGGUUUAAAAGUAAUAGAUAAAAAUCUAAAAACUCACACUAAUACUAAAAUUAAUCCAGAAUUAAAAUAUUUAAUUGAUCAUUUUGAGGAAUGUUCUAGUCGCCUAAAUAGAAUACAAAAUGCACUUUCUUGUAUUCCUGAUGAAUGUUUCCCUUUAAUAAUUGGUAAAAGGCCACAUCCACCAAAUAAUAAUUCACCAUCAUCACAAGGAUUUUCUAAUGCAGAACGCAACUUUAACACUCCAUUAUUUAACUUAGGAUCUUUCCACCGAACUACAACUUGCUCUAGUCAUACACAAAGUGAGGACAAGUAU